Molecule: messenger RNA, 2016 nt
Organism: Triticum urartu
Lineage: Eukaryota; Viridiplantae; Streptophyta; Magnoliopsida; Poales; Poaceae
Source: RefSeq, a predicted model, not a curated record
UGCUCUGUCGGCAGUGACAUUGCUCAUUACUUGAUGGCGAGGCAUGAUGAUACACCUAUGAUUGAUAAGGAAACUCAUAGGCUUGCUGUUGUUAACAUGGACUGGGAUCACAUUAAGGCGGUGGACUUGUAUAUGGUGAUGACAUCUUGCAUCCCAAAAGGUGGACGAGUUCUAUCAGUCUCAAUAUAUCCGUCAGAAUUUGGACUGGAGUGCAUGAACAUUGAGACAACUCAAGGCCCGUCUUCUCUUCUUGGUAUUCAUGGUGAUAGUGAUGGUGAUGGUGGGGAAGAUGACAAUGAUAAUGGCAAUGACAGUGACAGUGAUGAAGAGGACGACGAAGAUCGUGAGCAUGACUCUGAAGAUGACAAUGAUAAUGACAAUGACGGUGAUGAAGACGAUGACAAUGACAGUCAUGAAGACGAUGACGAAGAAGAUGAGCAUGACUCUGAUUCUGAGAACAACAAGCUGCGUACUUAUGAGCUAAACAGACUGAGGUACUACUAUGCAGUUGUGGUGUGUGAUUCCAGUACAACUGCAAAUCACCUAUACACGACUCUUGAUGGUACCGAGUUCUUGAAAACAGCAAAUGUGUUCGAUUUGCAGUUUAUUUCGGACUCUAUGGAGUUCAAACAUCCUGCUCGCGAUGUGGCUACAGAGGCACCUCCGAAUUACAAGGAGCCUGAUUUUGAGACUCGUGCUUUGCAACAUAGCAAAGUUAAGCUCACAUGGGAUGAUGAUGAGCCAGAGCGUAAGAAGAAACUGAGGCGGAAGUUCAAUGAUGAACAGUUAGAUGACCUUGGUGUAUUUUUAGCGAGUGAUAGUGAGUCAGAUGAUGAUAUAGAUGAUUCUGGUGAUGAGCCUCGACCAAAUGGAGUAGCGAAAAGGAAGUUAACAAAUAAGGAACGGUUGGCUCUUUUACUAGAAGGAGAUAAAUCAGAUGAGGAACAAACUGAUGACCAGGACAUGGAGAUAACAUUUAACACGGAACUUGAGGACCUUAGCAAACGUAUCCUUGAGAGGAAGAGCAGCGAGAAGAAGACUGUCUGGGAGAUGCAUCAAGAAAAAAUGAAGGAAAAGCGGAAAGCUAGGAAGAGGUCGUCGAAGGAUGAUGAUGAUGAUGACGACGAUAGCAACGAAGAUGGUGCUGAUGAAGAUGAUGAUUUCUUUGAGGAUGAAAAGUCUGAUGAAGACGUUAAGCCAAUGAAGAAGCAGAAGGUGAAGGCCAAAGGUAAAGAAAAAGGGAAAGGAAAGGACAAGCUUCCAGAGGAACAUUUCGAACCAGAAGCAACUAAAGAAGAGUUGGAGCUCUUGGUUGCUGAUCAGGAUGCAGGCAAUGGUGCAAAGGGCUUUAACAUAAAACGCAAGAGUAAAAAGGGCAAGAAGGGCAAGGAUUCUGUCGAGGACAAACAUCCUCAUAUUGAUCUUAGCAAUGACAAGAGGUUUGAUCCCAUGUUCACGUCUCAUCUGUUUGCGCUGGAUCCUACUGAUCCCCAGUACAAGAGGAGUGCCGACUUCAAACGAAAGCAAGCUGGGAAGAAGGGCGUGCAUGCAGGCACAUUGGAUAGUGAACCACCUGUGGAGGAGUCAUCUCCGGGGAGUACAUUGCCACCUGAUGAUGCAUCGACUAGGAACAUCAAGCAGAAACAUGCCGGGGCGUCCACGGAGAAGCUACAAAUGUUAUCUGCUGUUAAGUCUCUCAAAAGGAACCUUACAGCGUUCAAGAAAGGAAGCAGCACGAGAUGAUCGUCUUGGCCUGAUAUAACCUUGCUGAUGAAAAUGCCUCUGAAGCCUUCAGAAUAGUUUGAAGGUUUGAUGAUAUGCCAUUUUUGGACUUUGGUAGAACUAUGAUCCAGCUGGACAAAAAAUCCCUGUUAGGCUAGAUAAAUACCGUGAAGAUUUUCUCAGUCGUUCAUGUGCAACAGGCAUGUUUGCAAGGUUUGUGUUUACCGGCUGUUACGGUAUUCAACUAUAGUGAAUGUUGGCUUUUUGCUAAAAAAGAUUAUUUAUCCUGUGGCA